Messenger RNA from Patiria miniata (bat star), 1872 nucleotides. Its product is annotated as deoxyribodipyrimidine photo-lyase-like. Bases 146 to 1762 code for a protein of 538 amino acids. The record is from RefSeq and is a predicted model, not a curated record. Gene Ontology annotation, molecular function: deoxyribodipyrimidine photo-lyase activity. The transcript is spliced from 11 exons. Gene Ontology annotation, biological process: photoreactive repair. NCBI's taxonomy places the organism in Eukaryota, Metazoa, Echinodermata, Asteroidea, Valvatida, Asterinidae.
UCAAAAGCGCCAUAACUUGGGGCGCCUCACGCGGAUAGAGCGCCCCCAAGAGUCUACCGGCAUUCAAGAGUUACCGUACCGACCGCGCAGCCCCCACCGUAAAUAAACGUUAGUUUGACCGGUGAGCAAGCGGGCAAGAAUUGUGAUGGCAAAGGGUGAGAAAAAAGGUAAGCCGGCAACCAAGAGAUUGAAGACUGCAGAUGAGGGUUCAUCAUCAUCGUCAUCAUCACUGGCAACAUCUCCUCCAUCUAAGAAACUGAAAACUGAAAAUGGAACAUCAGAUGAUUCAGAGCAAGAGUUUCAACAGGUGAAAUCUGCCCCCUCUGAAGCUCAGGGCAUCAUGGAGAAACUUGCGGCUCUCCGUCUGCGUACAGCAGCUUCAGUGGCAGCUUUCAAGUUCAACAAGAAGCGGGUGCGAGUUUUGUCGCAAGUCAAGGACGUACCGGAGGGCUGUCACGGGAUCGUUUAUUGGAUGUCCAGAGAUCAACGAGUGCAAGAUAAUUGGAGUAUGUUGUAUGCCCAGCGCCUUGCCAUGAAGCUGGCAGUACCGCUCCGUGUCUGCUUCUGUCUACAGCCCAGGUUCCUAGAUGCAACUAUUCGCCAUUUUGCUUUCAUGUUGAAGGGACUUGCCGAAGUUGAGCAGGAACUUAAAGAGCUGGACAUACCGUUCCAUCUUCUGAUUGGUGAAGCCAAGGAUGUGCUGCCUAACUUUGUGAAAGAUCACAACAUUGGCGGCCUGGUAACGGACUUCUCCCCACUCAGGGUUCCGUCAAAGUGGGUCAAGGAAGCCACGGAGAGUUUGCCAGACAUUCCCGUGUGCCAGGUAGACACGCACAACAUCGUACCGUGCUGGGAGGCCUCGCCCAAACUUGAGUACGGAGCCCGCACCAUCAGACCAAAGAUAACUAAACUACUGCCAACAUUCUUGACGGAAUUUCCUCCCGUUGUCAAACAUCCACACCAAGCGAAACCAAUGCCUAAGCCAGUGGACUGGGAUGCUGCCGAUUGCUCCCUUGACGUCGACCGUACCGUCGGAGAAGUAUCGUGGGCCAAACCAGGCACGACAGCAGGCUUGCUAAUGCUGGAAGAGUUCUGCCUCAAACGACUCAAGUACUUCGGGGCGGACAGAAACAACCCCAACAAGUCUGCGCUCAGUAACCUCUCCCCGUGGAUUCACUUUGGUCAGAUAUCAGCCCAACGUGCCGCUCUGGUCGUGCGUGGCUAUCGCAGCAAGUACAGUAAGUCGGUGGAAGGGUAUAUCGAGGAGAGCGUGGUUCGACGCGAGCUGUCCGACAAUUUCUGCUUCUACAAUGAGAACUAUGACUCAAUCCAAGGAACCAAUGACUGGGCCAAGCAAACACUGAAGGUGCAUGCUAAAGACAAGAGGGAGUACGUCUACAGCAAGGAACGGCUUGAAAAGGCCAGGACCCAUGACGACCUGUGGAAUGCUGCACAGGUUCAGCUUGUCAAAGAAGCCAAGAUGCACGGCUUCUUGAGGAUGUACUGGGCCAAGAAGAUCUUGGAGUGGACCCCGUCCCCGGAGGAAGCACUGGAGAUUGCCAUCUACCUCAACGACAAGUACAGCCUGGAUGGCCGAGACCCCAAUGGCUACGUGGGUUGCAUGUGGUCCAUUUGCGGCAUUCAUGACCAGGGCUGGGCAGAGAGGCCCGUCUUUGGCAAGAUCCGCUACAUGAACUACAACGGCUGCAAGCGCAAGUUUGACGUUGCCCAGUUCGUACGCAAGUACAAGCAAAAGUUGUGAUGCGCCCUCUACAAAGAAACGCCAACAGUCCUCAGGAAUAUGCUUCGAACUUGUGCUUCCAUCUAGCAGCUUGUACACAAUUAAUGGCUCUACAUACUUGGUUCUUGGUU